Papaver somniferum (opium poppy) is the source of this 1869-nucleotide messenger RNA. RefSeq lists its product as uncharacterized. The coding region runs from base 1 to 1869 and encodes 622 amino acids. Gene Ontology annotation, molecular function: catalytic activity. NCBI's taxonomy places the organism in Eukaryota, Viridiplantae, Streptophyta, Magnoliopsida, Ranunculales, Papaveraceae. The record is from RefSeq and is a predicted model, not a curated record. The transcript has 12 exons.
AUGGCAAGCACCAAGAGAUACAAAGAUCUGAAUGAUAUAACUCAGGAGAAUAUGGACACCCUCAUUAUCCUUUGGAUAAUUGCAUUUUGGAUUGCUCUUCUGCUGCAUUAUGAUAAUGUCACAAGAAGGCCUACCUCUAAGUAUCCAGCAGUGUCCUACUUUUGGCAAUUCUUUACUUCUUUAGCAUGGAAUUGCCAAGGACUGGGCACUAGGGAUGCUAAAAGAUACCUUAAUGAUAUGCUCAAUAAGCUUAACCCUGACAUUAUCUUCUUAUCUGAAACUAGACUAAAGAGUGAUAAACUCAAGAAAAUCGUGAAUGAGUUAGGAAUCAGCAAUUUCUGGUAUGUCAAUCCAGGUGGAGCAAGUGGCACUGCUGGUGGAUUAGCAUUAAUAUGGAAAACCAAUGUAUCUCUAGAGAUAUUAGACUGCUCAAUUAACCAUCUCAAUGCUAAAAUCAGCAUUUCCAAUAGCCCCAUUUGGUUAUUUACAGGUUACUAUGGUAACCCUUAUAACACCACUUCCAAGCUCCACUCUUGGCAAAAGCUUGAAACCACUGCUGUCUCUAAUAAGUUACCUUGGCUGCACACAUCCAUAGAUGCUAAUGAAGCCUCUGCAUUCAAUGAAAAUAUCCUGAAUUUAGAUCUUACUGAUCUUGGUUUUACUGGUUGUCCUUUCACUUGGUCAAAUAAAAGAAAGGGCCAUGCUCUUACUGAACAAAGGUUGGAUAGAGGUCUAGCUAAUGAUGAUUGGAUUGCUAUUUUUCCAAAUACCACUAUUACUAAUUUGUUGGCUAUUGGGUCUGAUCACCACCCAAUCUUACUUAACUCAAAUCCCCACAGCAAAAAUGGUAAGAUUCCUUUCAAAUUUUUUGGACCAUGGUUAGAUCAUGAAGAUUGCAGGAAAAUUAUUGCUGAAUGCUGGAAAAAAUACACCCAUGGCUCAAGUGCUUUUUCUAUAGCUAGAAAGCUUAAAAACAUAAAGCUAAAUAUCGGAGUCUGGAACAAGGAGGUCUAUGGCAAUAUCAAAACCAACAUAGAUGAAUGCAAGCAACACUUAACCUGGCUCCAUACUUACUACUUCGGGGAAGACAGAGGACAGACUCUAGUUGAUGCUAGAGAACAACUUAAAAAAUGGCAAGACAUAGAAGAGAAAUUCUGGAAAACCAAUAGCAGAGAUCAACUUAUCAAGAUAGGAGAUCAUAACAAAAGUUACUUCACUACAUCAUUUUUAGGGAUUCGCAACCCAGGGUUUGUUAAGAUUGAAGAACUGAAGUACUUUGGAGAUCUGAAGAACAUUGAAGGUAUAAGUUUGAUAUAUUGUUCUAUGUUAACUUUCUUAGGGAUUUUGAGUUCAUCAGAGUUUGAAGAAGAAGGAAGAACUAAGAAGCCUAAAAUUUCUACUGAUAAGUUAGAUGUCUUCGAACAACAAUCUCAGCAGGGUGUUAUUGGAUUUGAUAAGCGGACAACAGAGGGUAUUUUUCUUGGGUUGAUUAAUCUCAGUAAGCAUGAUAAAAAUGGUCCUAGUGGUGAACCUAAGGCCUUCGAGAACCCUACCGCUGGGACUCAGUUGAAGCUACAUACUAUGGUCUGUACAUCUCCUUACACUUACGAUAUGAGAAGGAUAUGCUUGCUUUCGAUGGAUGCACACAUGAGAGAACACCCCACUCUCGUGCCGACUUUUUCACAGGAAAAAAUAGCAUCAGUUGAGGAACUUGAUUACAUUGUGUCGGUUGAAAGUGAUGUUUUUAUUCCUUCAUACUCUGGAAACAUAGCAAGGGCAGUUGAGGGACACAGGAUUUUUCUGGUGCAUAGAAAAAUAUUUUCUCCCGACAGAAAGGCUCUCGUGCAUCUGUUUGAUAGAGUAGAAUGA